AUGGCACCUAGCGUGUACACAAUAUCAUUUAUUCUGGAAAAAAUACAUCGUGCAUAUGCUGAAAACUUCUUUCUCUCACUUCGCUUUGAAGAGCAUGAUUGGUGUAGAGUUGGCGAAUUCGAUGAUGAAGAUUUGCCCAUCGGUUUCAUGUUCACCACAGUAUUAUCCUCCUUUAACAAUGCUGACAAAUUCAAAAUGGAGAUCAAUGUAUCGAACAGAACUUCUUUUCUUGCGUGUUUGCAGUUUUCAAAGAUUAUCGGAGCGGAGGUACUUUCUACAAGAGGGUUGUCUGUGUUAUAUCCAAAAGAUAAUGAUCAAAGCGUUAUGGCUGUUACCAUAGCUGUAAAAGUCGUCAGAUACUAUUAUUCACCUACACUUGAGAAGAUUGUAACGCGAGAUGAUGAAGCACAAACGGAUCGUAUUGAAAUGAAAACAGCGCAGACGCAGGUUCAGCCUUACUGCACCUCCACUGGGUCGAAUACGGAACUCCACUUGCUGUCUGAGGCCGAACUUGAGAAUACUGUAGCGACUGUUGUAGCUCAGCAUCUUGAUAGUAUAAAAGAAGGAGAAGUAAAGAAGACAGAACAACGCAGCGCUAUAAAAUCAUUAGACGCAUUGCCUGACCACAUUUCGAGGUCUCAAACGCAAAGAGAUCUCGAUCUUGGUAAAAAUGUGGUUCCUCGAUUACAAAAAUUACGGGUUUUAGACAAAAUGAUUGGCGAAAGAACAGCCGUGGUGGAGCAGUUUGAUGAAAAUAAAGCUGCCACAAGCGGAGCUGUCGAAAGCAAAUGCAAAGCUUGA
Messenger RNA from Strongylus vulgaris, 801 nucleotides. The record is from the annotation of a GenBank genome assembly. Lineage: Eukaryota; Metazoa; Nematoda; Chromadorea; Rhabditida; Strongylidae.